AUGGAUGAUCGAUCCCUAGGACUCCGAGAGGGUCGUACGCCGCUUACGUCCGUUGCUGUGAGGGGACAUGUCGCGGUAGCUAAGCUUUUGCUUUCAACCGAUCGGGUGCAGGCUGAUUUUGACAUGACAACGAGGGAUAUUUUGUGUGCUUUUGCACCGUCGAAGUUGAGUUACAAUGUCCUUAGCGUGUUAGAUGAUUAUAAGAACCAGUGUUGA
This is a messenger RNA of Penicillium coprophilum, 216 nucleotides long. RefSeq lists its product as uncharacterized. The record is from RefSeq and is a predicted model, not a curated record. NCBI's taxonomy places the organism in Eukaryota, Fungi, Ascomycota, Eurotiomycetes, Eurotiales, Aspergillaceae. The coding region runs from base 1 to 216 and encodes 71 amino acids. Gene Ontology annotation, molecular function: protein binding. The transcript has a single exon.